UGGUCAUAAAUGAUUAUUACUCUUCAUUUCGGACCGAUGUGAUUGAGAAAUUGUGUUUUUAUAUUUUCACAAAAUCUAGUGUUCCAAAGGAUCCAUCAUGGAAUCAAGACAGCUCUUGCGCUACUUACUGGUGAGACGAAAACCAAAAAUUACACCGAAAAAAGUGGCGACAAAAACGCGUGCUGUUAACAACGUUGCUCAGCUACCAGGCAUUAUUUGCGACGAAAAUGUCAUCGAUUUUACUGAGGAUUACAUGCCUCGCGAUGAUGAAUUUUAUGUCGCCGAAGAGGAACACUAUUAUGCAAAACUGAUAAUGUACAAAGGCCAUUGUGGACUCUUUGGAUUUGCGCUGCAUCGUAACUUCACCGUUGACCGCCUCGUCUAUCUAUCGAAUCCACUAAAGAGAUAGAAUUUAAAAUUUGAAAUUAACAUGAAUGUGCGCAUCGGAUACUGUGCUGACAAAAAAAAUUAAUAUUGGCUGAACAAAUGUUUACUAAAUUGUAUCACUUCAUCUUUGGGGCACUCAGUGCCCGUUAGUGUAUUUUGUAUAAAAAAUUGAAAUUUUUCAAUUCAAAAAAUGAUCUAUCAAAUUGAUAUCAUAAAUUAUUUGACAAAAGUUUUGUAAUUCGUUCUUUGACAAAAGUUUUUUAUUUGAUUAAUAAAUUCACCCGGA
Molecule: messenger RNA, 673 nt
Organism: Contarinia nasturtii (swede midge)
Lineage: Eukaryota; Metazoa; Arthropoda; Insecta; Diptera; Cecidomyiidae
Exons: 3
Coding region: 98-409 (103 amino acids)
Source: RefSeq, a predicted model, not a curated record